Anoplopoma fimbria (sablefish) is the source of this 1653-nucleotide messenger RNA. It is a transcript of the gene hsf5, whose product is annotated as heat shock transcription factor family member 5. The record is from RefSeq and is a predicted model, not a curated record. Bases 1 to 1653 code for a protein of 550 amino acids. Lineage: Eukaryota; Metazoa; Chordata; Actinopteri; Perciformes; Anoplopomatidae. The transcript has 7 exons. Gene Ontology annotation, biological process: regulation of DNA-templated transcription. Gene Ontology annotation, molecular function: sequence-specific DNA binding; DNA-binding transcription factor activity.
AUGGAUGUGAGUGAAAGUCCCCUCCCUGAGAGCAUCAACCCUAAUAACUUCCCUGCCAAACUUUGGCGUCUGGUGAACAACCCGGUAACUCGAGCCAUCAGCUGGGACAAGCUGGGCCAGACCGUGGUCAUCGACCAGCAUCUCUUCGAGGAGAAGGUCCUGUCUCCCAGCAGCAGCGGCGGCGGCGAGUCGGUCAACGCGGACGCCUUCAAAACCACCAACUUCUCGAGCUUCGUCCGUCAGCUCAAUCUGUACGGCUUCAAGAAAGCCGACGCAACUGUAAUAGACAGUGACGCCGCGGACCACGUGCAGUAUCAUUAUUUCUACAACCCCAACUUCAAGAGAAACCAGCCUGAACGUGUCGCCAGUCUGAGGAGACUGACCGUCCACAACAAGGCCAAGAUACAAGCUGGUCUGGACGUGAGAAACCGGCCCCCGAGUCGAUACCUGCGAUACAGUGCGGGCGACGGCAGAGAUAAAGAUGGGAAAAGAGGCAGUUACUCUCUGAUGAGCCCCACUCAUCAGGAGUCCACUCAUCCUUACCAUCCAAACAAAUAUCAGGCCAUGACGGCUCACAAUGGAACCCCCGUCCCACCACGGUUCCUGACGAGGGGUCACGGUGCAGCUCUUUCGCCUACUGUCUUUGCUUCAGACAAAGGGAUACCUGUAUCUUUGAGCCAGCACUACACUGCAGCGGCCUCCAGCUCCACUGCCAUGCACAUUCAGCAAAGUUUAAUGGCCUGCGCAAACCACGGAAAUCCAAAUUUCACUUUUAAUGCGCAAUAUCAGCCUGGCUACUAUUCCCCACUUUGCCAGUGCUACCAUCCGAACCUUGUGGCAUCACAAAUGGCAGGUAGUGGGCUUCAGACAGGGUCCUUCUCUACCCACAGUUAUUACCAGGCAAGCUAUCCUGUGAAUGUGUUGUGUCAUUUGGACAACAACCAGGACUCAAAGAACAUGGAACACCAGGAGGCGAAAAAAUGUGACAUUAACUUGGACACAAUUUUCCAGAUUGCAGAUGAGGUGAUGCAAACUCCUCCCAAUAGCAGCCUGGUUAGAGUUGUGACCCCGCAGAAGCCAGGCCCUGUGUUAGUGCCGUUCUCCGCUAACACUGUGCUGUGUGACAGCCCUGCCAGCACCACCAAAGCUAACUCUUUAUCUCCUGGACCCAGUGUGGCUGUGACAGGCAGGGCUGAUCUAGUCACAUUCCAACAGCAGGAGGAAUCUGUGAUUUCACCGCCUGAGCAAAUGCCGGAAGAUGCCAUAUUCAAGGUUACCAUUGAUGAUGCAAAGGACACUGAGGUUAUAAGUGUUGAGGUUAACGACACUCUGACGGACACCAGUCAGGCCUACAACAGCACAUGCACACGAAGUCCAACAAAUCUUUAUAGGGCGCCACUUGCGCGUUGCUGGUCAGCGCCACUGCGCGUUGCUGGUCAGCGCCACUGCUCUGCCCCGCCCUCACUCUGCAAUGUGGCCUUCAGGUGCUACUCGGAAACUCCUCCUCCACUCUCCGACAGCACGCGAAGGCACCAGCACAGUGAGCAGGUAGAGAGCGUCAAUGAAUCCCAGCGACAGACAGGCAGUCCGGCAGGUAGACCUCUGGGACGGACUCACACCUGCACACCGUCUCUCCGCGGCAUCGACCUCUAA